AAAACUGAUCUCAGGAUAUUACAUGGGUAGUCCUCACGUAAACAUUGGUCGAGUUAAAAGUGUAAACCCCGUUUGUUUGCGAAGUUUUUGGGAUGGUAAUGAGACAUCGGUGAUGUUUAAAUACGGACGUGUGAUAAACUGCUAGCACCAACACACUAGUUAGUGGAACUCUUCACUAGUAACUGUCAGUACCACUAAUGUAAUAGCGUUGUUUCCGAUGGAUUACCGUGGCAAUCGACUUUGUGGAAUUCUACUACAGCAGUACGAUCCAAUACUUUUGGACCAAUUCAAGCUCGAGAUGUCAUACGGAAUCGAGCGGUUCUUCCUGUUGUCGUACUGCCUGGCAUGCUGCUGGCCAGGGCUGGGAGCCAAGUCGGACCUGCGGGUAGUCCGGCAAUGGAGCGAGCUGGAAUUCGAGUUCCCCAACGACACCGCGCGUCAAAUCGCGACCGAGAGGCGGUAUUACGUCCCUGGCAACUCUGUGCCUAUUGAUGUGGAUGUCCAACAUAGACAAGGCUCGCAGAAAUCGCGCAUCUUCGUAACGGUUCCUCGGUUUGACGAAGGGCGGCCGGUGACCCUGGGCACAGUGGACGAGCUGGGCCGCAUCGUUGGGUACCCUGACUACGCCUGGAACGACAAUCAAGGACAGAACUGCGAUGGACUUACUUCAGUCUUCAGAGUUGCUAUAGACCAGUGCGACCGUCUAUGGGUGAUGGACGCGGGCAAGAUCGGCGACCUCCAGUACUGCCCGCCACAGUUGCUCGCCUUCGACCUUAACACCGACCAACUGAUCUACAGACACGUCGUCAACGCCUCCAACUACAUCGGAACAUCACUGUUUAUCACUCCAGUGGUCGACGUCAGAGGUUCUGCGGGUAACUGCCAAGACACUUUCGUAUACAUCGCCGAUGUAUCUGGUUUCGGAAUGCUGGUGGUCGAUGUGGCCAACGACCGCUCGUGGAGGGUCACGCACAGGCUGAUGUUCCCCUACCCUUCACACGGCACCUUUACUAUUGACGGUGAAAGCUUUGACCUGAUGGACGGUAUUUUGGGUAUGGCCCUGUCACCGUACCGCGAGGGACGAGACCGUUAUCUAUACUUCCACGCACUGGCUUCUAUUACUGAAAAUGUAGUGCGUACAAAAGUACUCAGGAAUGACUCCUUCAUUCACGACGUCAAUGCUGCUCCAGAUUCAAUUAAUGUGUUCCCUGAUGAGCGACCAAAUCAGUCAGCAGCCGAGGCCAUGGACGAUAAUGGUAUCCUGUACUUCGGUCUCAUGGAUCCGCCAAGUAUUUGGUGUUGGAACUCCGCUACCCGAUUUGAACCACGAAACUUCCACAAAGUCGCUGUGAACCAGGAAACCUUACAGUUUGCUAGCGGAGUCAAAGUAGUCAAAAACCUCAAGGGAGAACAAGAAUUGUGGGUCCUAACAUCUAGUUUCCAGAGAGUAAUGACAGGAACUCUCGACAGUAGUAGAGUAAACUUCAGAAUUCACGCAGAAAAGAUCCCAACAUUAUUAGCAAACUCCCCCUGUGGAAAUCCCCCAAAGGGGUACAAGCAUGGAUACCAUGCCAACCAAAUUAUUCCGAGCGGCGGAUAUCAUCAUGGACCACACAGGUAUGGCGCUGUAUCGUAUCUUUAGAGAUCCGCGCUUUAUCUGACCACAUGUUAAGUGGACUGACUUGGUACAACUGGCCAUAAGACUUCAUUACAUACAAAUAAAUAUAAUUUAUUUCAAGAAA
Molecule: messenger RNA, 1742 nt
Organism: Ostrinia nubilalis (European corn borer)
Lineage: Eukaryota; Metazoa; Arthropoda; Insecta; Lepidoptera; Crambidae
Gene: Y-d
Product: protein yellow-like
Exons: 7
Coding region: 218-1642 (474 amino acids)
Cellular component (GO): extracellular region
Source: RefSeq, a predicted model, not a curated record